Messenger RNA from Astrephomene gubernaculifera, 1321 nucleotides. NCBI's taxonomy places the organism in Eukaryota, Viridiplantae, Chlorophyta, Chlorophyceae, Chlamydomonadales, Astrephomenaceae. The record is from the annotation of a GenBank genome assembly.
CGGUGGUUCCUCCUCCCUGCGGAAGCUGCUGUGGGAGCUUAUCCUGGUGUGGAGCGAGGAGGCGUACAUACUGCUGAGGGAUAUCAAGGCGCUUGUGGCGGGUCUGGCCCCUGGUGCGGACGCCGCUGCCGCCAUCCGCCAGAGCAAGGACAGCAACUACAACCGCGCGGUGACCAUGGGAAUCAACUCGGUGCUGGCAAGGUACAAGGAGUCCCCCGAGGGCAUGCGCGAGGAGCUGCACCUGGCGGCGCACUGUAUCAACCACUCGGCCAGGAUGGCGCUGGCGGCGCUGGUGGAGGGUCCUGCCUUCGACAACGACGCCCGCCGGCCCAGCGGCGCCGUGUUCACCUGGAUCGACAAGCUGCUUGCGGUUCCCUGCGAGGGGGUGCAGCAGGUGGUGGUGGGGCCGCAGCGGCGGGACGUGGGCCACCGGGCGCUGCGGGGGCUGCUCACACACAACCCCGACCUGUUCGACGCGUGUCUGGACAAGUGCUACGAUUCCAACUCCUCCAUCGCGAGUGGCUACUUCCAGGUGAUGUGCGAGGUGUUCGCCACGCAGCCGGUGCGCUGCCCGCCGCACAUCGUGCUGGCGCUGGUGCUGGUCAAGCUGGUCGACCCCUGCCAGGAGGUUCGCGAGGACGCCAUGCACAUGCUGCACGUGCUGAGUCAGCGCGAGUGGCAGGCGGGCGGAGAGGGACAGGCGGCGGGGGCCGAGGCGGCGCGAGGAGGUGCUGCUGCAGAGUCUGACGGCCCGGGUGGCGGCGGUGGCGGGGGUGGUGAUGAGGCGGUGAUUGUGCUGGGGGCGCUGCAAGACUCCUACCAGCAGUUCCAGUAUGAGCUGGCUUGCCGCCUCGCCAGGGACCACCCCGAGCUGUCCGAGGCGCUGUGCGAGGAGGUGAUGACCCGGCAGCUGGAGUGCGACGACGGCCUCAUCCAGCACCCCGUGCUCACCAGCCUGGCGCCCUGGAUGGAGAACCUGGUGAUCUCCUUCCCGUGGAGGGGCAACUGGAGUGAGCGGCUGCUGAAGAGCAUGUACUACGUGACGCUGCGUCACGGCACUCAGUUCCCCUUUGAGAUCGGGCGGCUGUGGACGCAGCUGGCCAAGCGCACCCGCAACAUCAACCCCGUGCUCGACUUCCUGCUGCACCUGGGCAUGGAGAUCGCACUGCAGACCGACCUGCACAAGCUGCUGGAGUUCCUGGCGGUGUGCAAGCGCAUCGUGCUCUAUCUGGCCCGCGUCAGCCCCGCGGAGACCAUUGGAUACCUGGCCAUUGAGCUCGCCAAGCAGCAGCUGGAGGAGGAGCCGGCGGAGGGCGUAGCA